GCGGAGAAGUAGUCCCCCUCGCCUUCCGCUCCACUCAGAGCAGGGAGAAGGCGUUACCGGACACGAACAUGAGGAAACAGGGGUAGAAGGAAAGGUUUCAACUCAGGACCGCGUUCGGCCCGCUCCACUGCGGGGACAGGGAUUUUCGAAACCAGCACCAUGCUGCGACUACCUGCUGUCCACAGGGCCUUAGCUGGUGUCACUCGGUCCAGCAAAGCAUGUGUGCGUGGAACAGCAGCAACAGCAGCAGCCAGCAACCAAAUAGAGGUGUUUGUUGAUGGGCAGCCUGUGUUUGUGGAUCCUGGAACCACAGUGCUUCAGGCCUGUGAAAAGGUUGGAAUUCAGAUACCUCGUUUUUGUUAUCAUGAUCGGCUGUCUAUUGCUGGAAACUGCAGGAUGUGCCUUGUGGAAAUAGAGAAAGCCCCCAAGCCAGUUGCUGCUUGUGCUAUGCCGGUAAUGAAGGGUUGGAAUAUACUGACAAAUUCCGAGAGGUCCAGGAAAGCAAGAGAGGGUGUAAUGGAGUUCCUGCUGGCAAAUCACCCAUUGGAUUGUCCAAUCUGUGAUCAAGGAGGAGAAUGCGAUCUACAGGACCAAUCAAUGAUGUUUGGCAGUGACAGGAGCCGAUUUAUGGAAGGGAAGCGUGCUGUUGAGGACAAGAACAUUGGCCCACUAGUCAAAACAAUCAUGACUCGAUGUAUACAGUGCACUCGGUGUAUCAGGUUUGCUAAUGAGAUUGCAGGUGUAGAUGAUUUGGGAACGACAGGAAGAGGAAAUGACAUGCAAGUUGGCACUUACAUUGAGAAAAUGUUCAUGUCAGAACUAUCAGGAAAUGUCAUUGACAUCUGUCCAGUAGGAGCACUUACCUCCAAGCCGUAUGCCUUCACUGCCCGUCCAUGGGAGACAAGAAAGAUUGAGUCCAUUGAUGUUCUUGAUGCAGUUGGAAGUAAUAUUGUAGUGAGCACAAGGACUGGAGAAGUAAUGAGAAUUUUGCCAAGGUUGCAUGAAGACAUAAAUGAGGAAUGGAUCUCAGACAAAACAAGGUUUGCUUAUGAUGGUUUGAAACGCCAGAGGCUUUGUCAGCCAAUGGUCAAGAAUGAAGAAGGGCUGUUAGUAUAUUCCUCAUGGGAAGAUGCGCUGACUUGUGUUGCUGGAGUGCUGCAAAGUUUCCAAGGUAAGGAUGUUGCUGCAGUUGCAGGAGGACUGGUGGAUGCAGAAGCAUUGGUAGCUCUAAAAGAUUUGAUGAACAGAGUAAAUUCUGACACACUGUGUACUGAAGAGGUCUUCCCUACUGCUGGAGCCGGCACAGACCUACGUUCUAACUACUUGCUUAAUAACAAGAUUGUGGGAGUGGAGGAGGCAGAUAUCCUGCUUCUGAUUGGCACCAAUCCACGCUUCGAAGCACCACUGUUUAAUGCCAGAAUUCGAAAGAGCUGGCUUCACAAUGACCUGAAAGUGGCGGUUGUGGGAAGUGCAGUGGACCUAACCUACACAUAUGAUCACCUGGGAGAUUCUCCACAGAUACUUCAGGAUAUUGCUUCAGGAAAACAUGAAUUUGCCAAGGUCCUUAACCAGGCCAAAAAACCAAUGGUGGUCGUUGGCAGUGCAGCUCUUCAGCGCAGUGAUGGAGCAGCUAUCCAUGCUGUAGUUUCUACCAUUGCACAUAAUGCCAGGACAAAAAGUAGAGUUGGUACUGACUGGAAAGUAAUGAACAUCCUUCAUAGGGUUGCAAGCCAAGUAGCAGCUUUGGAUUUGGGUUUCAAACCAGGAGUAGAUGCAAUUCGGAAGAAUCCUCCCAAAGCAUUAUAUCUCCUGGGGGCAGAUGAAGGUUGCAUAACACGUCAAGAUCUGCCAAAGGAUUGUUUCAUCAUUUAUCAGGGACAUCAUGGUGAUAUCGGUGCUCCCAUGGCUGAUGUUAUUCUACCAGGUGCAGCUUACACAGAGAAGUAUGCAACAUAUGUGAAUACUGAGGGCCGAGCCCAGCAGACAAAAGUAGCAGUAACCCCCCCUGGCAUAGCCAGAGAGGACUGGAGAAUUAUUAGAGCAGUCUCUGAGCUGGCUGGUAUGACUCUCCCAUAUGAUAACCUUGAUCAAAUAAGGAACCGAUUGGAGGAAGUGUCUCCUAACCUGGUCCGAUAUGAUGAUGUAGAAGCAGCAAAUUACUUCAGUCAAGCAAAUGAGCUGUCCAAGUUAGUGAAUCAACAGCUUCUUGCUGACCCUCUUGUUCCACCCCAGCUCACAAUUAAAGACUUCUAUAUGACAGAUCCAAUCAGUAGAGCAUCCCAGACAAUGGCCAAGUGUGUGAAAGCUGUUGUUGAAGGUGCUAAGGCCGUAGAAGAGCCAUCUUUCUGCUGAAGAAAAUGAUCAUGCCACUCCCAAACGAGUUCUGGCAAUAUGUUGCUAAUGUUCAAAAAACACCUUUAAGUGAUGCUGUAUUAUGUUUUAGAUUCAUAUCUUCACAAAUAUAGUACACAUAAUUUAAUAUUUUCAGGCUGUUGUCACUGUGUGGAGUUGUGCGCAGUGUUUAUACCUAGAAACAUUUUAUGCAGCCAUUGACUGUACAAACAUGGUAUGAUGAUAAAACAUUUAAUACCUAUGACUGGUUUGGUUUAUGGUUCUCUUGCAUAUAAAUUUCAACAACCUAAGCCUUCAAGAAAGUUUAAAUGGGAAAAAUACUGGAAACAUUGUGUCAGGAAGGCUAGUAUCGAAAAAUCCAGUUCUUGACUAUUUUGAGCAUUUUGAGGUUGCAAAGAUCCAAUUGUUGUAUACCAAGGGGGAAACGUGUGCUUACUAUACUGAGUAACACACUGCAUACACUUACAAAAACUAGCUUUGGUUGGUUUUGGUGUUCAUUUCAUUUAUCCCCUGCAGAAACAUUUUACUUGCAAAAAUUGUAAAAUCUGUCUGACAUCUUUUUCACAAACCUGUUCCACACAAAGUUGUCACAAUUAUACCUCCUUCCCCCCACCAAUCAAGACUUAAUAUUAUAAAGAAGAUUCAGUGAUUAGGCUGGCUUAUCACCAUAAUACUUACAAUCCAGACCACCUCUUCUCUGAGAACAGCUUUUCCAGCAUUUGCUUCAUGUCAUUACAGAGUAAAAGAUUUUGGCUUCAGAAUAGAUGACAUUUUUAAGACGGUUGUAAACAUUUGACUCCAAACUAUGUCUCAUCCACUUUAAAAAAAAGUCUCCAGUAACCAAGGUGUAAAUGAAAACUGCCACAGUUGGCAAAUGUUUAAAUUUGCCAAAAGUAAGCUG
Molecule: messenger RNA, 3253 nt
Organism: Gavialis gangeticus (Gharial)
Lineage: Eukaryota; Metazoa; Chordata; Crocodylia; Gavialidae
Gene: NDUFS1
Product: NADH:ubiquinone oxidoreductase core subunit S1
Exons: 19
Coding region: 160-2352 (730 amino acids)
Biological process (GO): ATP synthesis coupled electron transport
Cellular component (GO): membrane
Molecular function (GO): NADH dehydrogenase (ubiquinone) activity; iron-sulfur cluster binding
Source: RefSeq, a predicted model, not a curated record